AUGAACGUAAAACUGUUUGUGUAUCCCUAUCCCUGUGACUAUGAACGUUUUAAAACAUUCCUUAACUCACGUUCAAGUAUCGGACAGCCUGGGGUAGAUGUCCACGUUCGCCAUGAAUCUGAAGCCGCUGUAAUGCACGUUCUGUUCCUCAUAAAUGAAGGAGCUCUUGUUGCCGCUACUGCCGAUGACAACCUGCAUCUGUGGAACUACCGGCAGAAGCGUCCGGAAAUAGUGCAUUCUCUCAAGUUCCAGCGAGAGAGAAUCACCUGUCUACACCUGCCUUUCCAGAGCAAGUGGCUGUACGUAGGGACUGAGAGAGGGAAUAUACAUAUUGUUAAUAUUGAGCUGUUUCAACUAUCUGGUUACAUUAUCAACUGGAACAAGGCAAUUGAACUGUCUCGCAAGACUCACCCAGGAUCUGUUGUCCACUUGAGCGACUGUCCUGUUGAUCCCAGCAAGCUGUUAAUUGGGUAUGAGAGCGGUCAGCUGGUGGUGUGGGAUCUCAAGAGUCGAGUGGCAGAAGUUCGCUAUCAGUGUGCUGAGUCCAUCAAGUCUGUCAGCUGGCACCAUGAAGGGAAGCAGUUUAUGUGUUCCCAUACAGAUGGCUCUCUCACCACCUGGGCUGUCAAGCAAACUAGUCCCAAGCCUUCAUCUGUUAUAUUUCCCCAUGCCAAAACAAAUAAGGAAGGGAAGCAGGAGCCUUGUAAGUCCAUCCAGAAGGUUGAAUGGAAGUGUAGCAAAUCUGGGGAAUCCUUCGUGAUUUUCUCCGGAGGACUGACCAAUGACAGAGCCGGAAGGACCCCGAGCAUAACGGUGAUUCACGGCAAGACUACUACAGUACUUGAGAUGGAACACAAUGUGGUUGAUUUUGCUACCUUGUGUGAGACUCCUUAUGCCAGCGAUUUCGCUGAGCCUUACGCCCUCGUUGUUCUGCUUCACAAUGACCUCGUGGUGGUUGAUCUUCACUCUCAAGGUUACCCGUGCUUUGAAAACCCCUACUCAAUGGAUCUACACGAGUCACCCGUCACCUGCUGUACGUACCUCGCAGACUGUCCCGCAGACCUCAUUCCGGCGUUCUAUUCCGUCGGCGCCCGUGGCCAGAAGAGGCAGGGUUUUAGUGAGAAGGCCUGGCCCAUAUGCGGGGGGAAAUGGGGUGCGUCUGUAGCUACGCAGAGAUGAUCAU
This is a messenger RNA of Homarus americanus (American lobster), 1183 nucleotides long. Its product is annotated as syntaxin-binding protein 5-like. Gene Ontology annotation, molecular function: syntaxin binding; myosin II binding; GTPase activator activity. Gene Ontology annotation, biological process: regulation of protein secretion; regulation of exocytosis. NCBI's taxonomy places the organism in Eukaryota, Metazoa, Arthropoda, Malacostraca, Decapoda, Nephropidae. The record is from RefSeq and is a predicted model, not a curated record. The transcript has 7 exons. The coding region runs from base 1 to 1179 and encodes 392 amino acids. Gene Ontology annotation, cellular component: SNARE complex; plasma membrane; cytoplasm.